Molecule: messenger RNA, 1185 nt
Organism: Cloeon dipterum
Lineage: Eukaryota; Metazoa; Arthropoda; Insecta; Ephemeroptera; Baetidae
Product: cuticle protein 18.6-like
Exons: 6
Coding region: 99-1079 (326 amino acids)
Cellular component (GO): extracellular matrix
Source: RefSeq, a predicted model, not a curated record
AAUUAUUAAAGCAAAUUCUGUAGUAUGCGAGCCGGUAUAAAAGCGGCGAAUGGCCACCAGUUAGACAUCAGUCACUUGACUACAACACAACAUUCAACAUGGUCUCCAAGUUCGCCGUCGCUCUCUGCGCCCUCGUGGCCGUCGCUGCCGUUGCCGAGGCUGGAUAUGUCGCCCACGCUCCCGCUGACUACCACCACGUUCCCAACUACUCCUUCGAGUACGGAGUUGCUGAUGCCCACACCGGCGACAAGAAGAGCCAGUCCGAGACCCGUCACGGAGACGUGGUCAAGGGACACUACAGCCUGGUCGAGGCUGACGGCACCACCCGCACCGUCCACUACACCGCUGAUGCCCACAACGGUUUCAACGCUGAAGUGACCAAGUCCGGACACGCCAUCCACGCCGCCCCCGCCUACCACGCCGCCCCCGUCCACCACGCUGCCCCCAUCAUCGCCGCCCCCAUUGCUCACGGAUACGCCCACGCUGCCCCCGUGGUCGCCCACCCCCACGGUGCUCCCCUGGCCUUCGCCACCCCUCUGGGAUACGGACACGGAUUCGCCAAGAUCAACCGUGGAUACACUAGAACAACAAUCAUCAACAUGGUCUCCAUCAAGCUUAUUGUCGCCCUGUGCGCUUUCGCCGCCGUCACCCAGGCUGGAUAUGUUGCCCACGCCCCCGCUGACUACCACUCUGUGCCCAAUUACUCGUUCGAGUACGGCGUUGCCGAUGCGCACACCGGCGACAAGAAGAGCCAGUCCGAGACCCGUCACGGAGACGUCGUCAAGGGACACUACAGCCUGGUCGAGGCUGACGGCACCACCCGCACCGUCCACUACACCGCUGAUGCCCACAACGGUUUCAACGCCCAUGUGACCAAGUCCGGACACGCCGUCCACGCCGCCGCCCCCGCCUACCACGCCGCCCCUGUCCACCACGCUGCCCCCAUCAUCGCCGCCCCCAUUGCUCACGGAUACGCUCACGCCGCCCCCGUCGUCGCCCACCCCCACGGUGCUCCCCUGGCCUUCGCCACCCCUCUGGGAUACGGACACGGAUUCGCCAAGAUCAACCGUGGAUACUAAAUUUCCAAAACCAUUCCUCGUGUUUUGCGAACGAUCUCCAGUCAAUGUCAUUCAUUUGUAAAUAAAAAUCACCAAUACCAGAAAUAUUCAGUUUUUCCUUAACCCA